This is a messenger RNA of Perkinsus marinus ATCC 50983, 1611 nucleotides long. RefSeq lists its product as hypothetical. The transcript has a single exon. Lineage: Eukaryota; Perkinsozoa; Perkinsida; Perkinsidae. The record is from RefSeq and is a predicted model, not a curated record. Bases 1 to 1356 code for a protein of 451 amino acids.
AUGUCCACGCCUAUCGACUCGAAUUACGACAUUGAACGCAACGCGGCGGGUGGUGAUAAUGUUCCCAUUGAUAAGCACUCGGACCAAUCUGGCUUCAUACCACCGGCUGGAUGUGAGGGUGGGGAUCCCGGUGACCUGACCUCGGGGAUGUCUGAGACUCUCUAUCUGCCGGGAAACAAUCUCAACGGCUCUGACUUCUUCCCCACUCUCGAAGGACUCGAUGAUGAGGCCCCCUUUGAGAGAGCGAGAAAGAUGGCUAAGAUGAGCAGCACCGAAGAGUUCCCUUGUGGCCCUUCUAUUGGUGACGAUCUCGGUCCGAGUGACGCCGUUCCUGACACCUCUGUGAUCGGGUCUAAUGACAACUCUGCUCUGCUUAUCAAGUUGCUCACCUCAACUGAUGUUGACAGGGAUCUCCCCUCAGAAGGCCUUGAUCACAGUCAAGCCCUCUACUCGGCCUUGGUCGGUUUAGCAACAAGUGACAGUAGAAAAUCUACUUUGGGACCAUCAGACACCUCGAAGGCUUCUGCAGACUCUUCAUCCCUCAGUCAUCGCCCCCCAAAGCGUCCAUUCCAGGGGCAACAACACAGUGGGCCUGCCCUUAUCCUCGGCCCUGAACUCUUCUCUGCGGUCGUCUCACAGUCAUCUGGUCCUACACCAUUAGCUGCUGCGGUAACUACUCCUACUAUAGGGCGAUCUACGGGGAGGUCUCAGGCGAACAAUGCUACGGGCAAGUUCGCUGGUGCACAGAACUUCCCGAAUGAUGAUGCCAAUGGUCCGGUGAGGGUGGUUCGUAGAGUUCAUGGUUGGGUGACUAUUCUUAGGAACGGAGGGCGACAGGCCACUGGGCCGUACCGUGAGACUGUUCAUCAAUGUGUUGAGGACCAGAAGGAGGUUCAUCGACUACGAGCGGAGAGGGGUAUGACGAACACUGAGGUGAUGCAGCUCCUUGAGCAGAUGAAGCAUGUUACCGAUCGACAUCCCUCUACGCUGUUAAUCAAGAAGCCCAAGAAACUGGAUUAUGCUGCUCCUAUAGGGGUUAGACGUAUGCACAAGGGUUACAGAGCUAGCGUACGAGUUAGAGGUAGAGAGGUAUACGGCCCACUACGACAGGAUGUUGCUGACGCUUCUUGUGAUAGAGCUGAGAUGAUGAAGUAUCGUCACGUAGUUGACGCCCCCGGCAUGAGGGCAUUCGUUAAGACCCUUAAAGAGCGUGUCUAUCCACACCAUGAGGAUGUCUGUCAAGCUUCAUCUAAUGAACAAGUAUCGUCGUCCUCCUCCAGUCAGUUAAACCACACUCAAAGUUUUAUGCCUGUGCUGCAUUCGGAUGCCCAAGGGCCUAUCUUACCUAUCAGUUGAGAGUCCAGUUGAAGUAUCUUCGCAAUAAUAUAUCUCGUUAGUAUCGCCUAAGUCGCGAUUCACUCGACGCAACGUAUGUAAUAUUUACUCUGAGGGACUUUGCACCCUGUGGGAAGGUCCAGGGGUGUAUGCUGGUCCGGAUCUAUCUUAUUUUUCAUUGCUACCCCGUAGUGGUAUAAUUUUAUUCCCCAUAAUCAUUAUCAGUCGUAGAAAGUACUACCAGCUGUAGCAGGUUUCGCCGAAGAAUCUUUUCGU